Monodelphis domestica (gray short-tailed opossum) is the source of this 4316-nucleotide messenger RNA. RefSeq names its product lysophosphatidic acid receptor 4. Gene Ontology annotation, cellular component: plasma membrane. The record is from RefSeq and is a predicted model, not a curated record. Gene Ontology annotation, biological process: phospholipase C-activating G protein-coupled receptor signaling pathway; positive regulation of Rho protein signal transduction. NCBI's taxonomy places the organism in Eukaryota, Metazoa, Chordata, Mammalia, Didelphimorphia, Didelphidae. Gene Ontology annotation, molecular function: lysophosphatidic acid receptor activity.
CGGAGCUGUGAAAGACUGACUGGUCUCUCUCCCCGCUCUCCGUUUCUCCUCUCCCUCCCUCUCUCUCUAAAUUCUCUAAAAUCUUCCUUUUGAAGCAAAUAUUCCUUGUAAAAGCCAAUCUAUUUGGGGUAGGGUUAAAUAGAACUAGAUUACAGGGGUCCCCUAAAAUGGAGGGAAGAGAAUCUAUUGGGGGUAGAGACAACAGCGGAAAGCCUAGAAAUCCCCUCCCCCAUUCUUUCCUUAAGUGUACUGGAGAACUCAUCUACACGACAGAUGAAAGCGCACAAAGAAUCGUCUUCCUCGGCUACCGAGAGAUAACUACUACUACUACUACUGGAGAACCCUGGGAAGAAGUAAAAUAUAAUAUGCCAGACCGGUUGGCAGUGGGGGCCAGGGAGUCAUUGUCGCAUGUAUAUAUUGUUUUCACUUAGCUUAGAUUCCUGUCCUGCCUCAGUCUUUCUCCUCCCUUCCAGAGAAUCAUCCUAAUAAUAGCGUUUUUUAAGUAAAAGAGGAAGAAGAGAAAAAAUGAGCAGAAAUAAUCAACAAAUUGAAAAACUCUGACAUUAUAUGCAGUGUUCCACACUCAUAUACCUCUACAGAGGAGCAAGGGGAGAGUGUCUUUUCUUUGGGAAUAUUCCAAAUCUCUUGUUUUGCACUGUGCUAAUGACUGUGGAUCUUGUUUUCUUGGCUUCACUCUGCAUCAGUGCAUGCACAUCUUUACUUGCUUCUGGAUAUUAUUCACCACACAGCCAUUUUUUACAGCUCAGUAAUAUUUCCUUACAUUCAUGAACCAGAAGUUGUUUGCCAUUCUCCAAUCCAUGGCCAUCUCUUUCUGUUCUUUGCUGUCACCAAGAGUUCCUGUAAAUAUUUGGAUGCCUUUGGAACCAUUCUUCUUAUCAGUGACCUCCUUGGAAUAUAUACCUGGCAGAGGAGGAAUCUCUGGGUCUAAUGAUUGAGAAGAUGGCAGCAUAGAGGCAGCUAAAGUUCAGACCUCUGAAAACCCUUCCUUAUCGAUUGCAAACUAAGUGCUCCUAGGGGACUGAAAAUCAAACCUAACAACAAGACAGAGCCAAGGAACCCUCCUGCUGGAUUCAACUUAAAAGCCCAAACUAAUGAAGUCAUCUCCUACUAUAGGAAUGGCUGGAUUUUAGAGUUGGAAAGAGACUUAGAAUCCAUCAUCUUCAUUUUCCAGAAGAAGAAUCAAAGUCCCAGAAAGGGGAAGUGAUGGCCAAGCACAAGCUAAGUGGCACAAUGGAACUCAUAUCCCAAAGCAUACAGUCUACAGGAAAUCUGGAGGAAGACCUUCUCUACUCAGGAUCCUUGCCUUUCAAACUUUGAUUGUUUCAGAUUCUCUAGACCCAAGAACUGUUAGAGCCUUCGGUCAAGGCCAAAGAGCCAGUACGGUCCCUGCUAUUGAAGUAGUGGUUUUGGAGAACCUGACAGAAAACACCCUACGCUCCUGGAGCAAAGAACCCAGAGGCUCCCAAAGUUCUUCUGUGUCGGGAGAACAACACAUUUCUGCAUUAUUCAGGUCCCAGAGAAGUUACCCCUUUGACAGGCAGGUGUUGCAGGUGGCACCUGCCCCACCCGAAUCCUCUCAGGCUUCCUGCCCAGUGCAUGGACACCACAGAAUUGCAUUGCAGCAGCUUCCAGGGGCCCAGCCUGAAUUUGGAAUGGGAAAUUCCAGCACCAACCAAACGUGUUUCACAGAUGACUCUUUUAAGUAUAAUUUGAAUGGCGCUGUUUACAGCGUCGUGUUCAUCCUUGGCCUGAUAACAAACUGUGCAUCCCUUUUUGUCUUCUGCUGUCGGAUGAAAAUGAGAAGUGAGACUGCCAUUUUCAUCACCAACCUGGCCCUCUCCGAUCUGCUCUUUGUUUUCACUUUGCCUUUUAAGAUUUUUUACAACUUUAACAGACACUGGCCCUUUGGUGACACCCUCUGUAAGAUUUCUGGGACGGCGUUUCUCACCAACAUCUACGGUAGCAUGCUUUUCCUAACCUGCAUCAGCGUCGACCGAUUCCUAGCUAUUGUCUAUCCCUUCCGCUCUCGUACCAUCCGGACAAGAAGAAACUCUGCUAUCGUGUGUGCAGGAGUGUGGAUACUGGUCCUCAGCGGCGGAAUCUCGGCCUCUUUGUUCUCCACAACCAAUGUCUCCAAUUCCACAACAACCUGCUUUGAGGGAUUUUCCAAGCGCAUCUGGAAGACCUAUUUGUCCAAGAUUACUAUAUUUAUCGAAGUGGUAGGCUUCAUCAUUCCUUUGCUCCUGAACCUCACAUGCUCUUCUCUGGUACUUCGAACCCUCCGAAAACCAGCAACGCUGUCCCAGAUUGGAACCAACAAAGAGAAAGUGCUGAAGAUGAUCAUCGUGCAUGUGGCCAUUUUUAUUGUCUGUUUCGUGCCGUACAACUCUAUUCUCUUCCUCUAUGCUCUGGUCCGCUCCCAAGCCAUAACCAACUGCUCCUUGGAGAGGUUUGCCAAAACAAUGUACCCCAUUACGCUGUGCAUUGCAACACUCAAUUGCUGCUUUGACCCAUUCAUCUAUUACUUCACAUUGGAGUCCUUUCAGAAGUCUCUCUAUAUCAACACCCAGAUCAAAAUGGAGUCGCUUUUCAAGACGGAAACACCACUGACGGCGAAGACUUCUCUUCCGGCUAUCCAGGAGGAACUCAGUGACCAGGCGAUGACUAAUGGGGGAGAACUCAUGCUGGAAUCCAACCUCUAACCAGGCUAUGGAUCUCUCAUUCCAUAUCAGACAACAGCUUCCCAAUGGUGAGACCCUGAGCAACAGCUUUGAGUCUAUAUCUCAGAAACUAGUGACAGAAACACUGCCUCAAGGAGGAUCCGGAUUCUUGUAGUACCACAUGCCAUUUUUUCCCAAUACCAACAGAUCCAAUACCGUUAUAAUGUCCUGAGGGAGUACCAGAUUUUUUGCUGUCCUGGAGUUUUGCUACAUGAAAUGAAUGGGUAGGGGAAAUCUUUGUUUUCUAGAGAUUUUCAUUUGAAUGUUAAGUGGAGCAACAAGAUUGGACUCGGAGCCACAGAAUCGAGUCAGGAAAUGGAAAGCCAAACCUAUCUGCUUAGUACCGAUAGCUAUAUUCUAGUUGUUUUGUCUCUUUCUCCCUUCUUUACAAAGAAAGUUGGGGGUUCUUACCACGUUCACUUUGAAUGGCUAUUUUUUUAGGUCAAACCAGCAGUUUUCAUCUGUCUUUAAACUGACUCCAGGAAUAUAUUUUCAAGUUUGAUUUUUGCCAAAACAUUUGAAUGGAAACACGAUCAGAUUCAAUUCAACAACAAUGAAAUACUUACUACACACAAGGCACAACCUAGCUGAAUUUGACUUGUGUGUGUGUAUUUGAAAACAAAUCGGUUGUGUUUAUGUAAGAACAGAAGAGGAGAUAUCCAAGUACUGGUUCUUCUGAGCAGAAUACUUGCAAUAUCAACCGCCAUACAUGGUGGCGUGUUCAACUGCAUGCUUAUUUUACCUUUAUAUUUGUGUAACUUUCUUACUAGCAACAUUCAGAUGGAAGACCUCUGGGCACAGUAUAGCUAGAAAGCAUCCGAAUCUGUGCCCAGAGUAGGGGUUGUGGGCAUUGGGGGAGGGAGGGGUCAUAUUAAAAGAACAUUUUAGAGCACACAUUUAUCAUAUCUUUGCAUGAUCUGUAGCCUUGGCCAGUGUGUGCUUCAUCCUCUUAUCUAAUGAAGACCUCGGCUGCAGAGUAAAUAUAGGCACUAAACAUGUAGGUAGCAGCUAAGUUAGAAAAUCAGAUAGGACUAAUUCUUCUUUGCUCUUGCCAUUUAUAGCAGUGUGCCCAACUGGACACGCAUCUCUCCUACUACUCUUAGAGCAAAAAAAACAAACCAAGUUGGUCUUUUCUUUGCCACAUGCCUGCUUGUUUUGCAACUAACUUAUUAUUCAAUUUGCAUUUUUAUAGAUUUAUGGAACCUAUAUUAUAUAUAUAUACAUAUAUAUAUAUGUAUGUAUAUAAAUGAGUGUGUAUUUGUCCAUUGGGCCAAAGGUGUGAAGUCGUACAGUUGAGGCCCUGAAGGAUUUGAUGACAUGUGCGAAUCAUGAAUACAGGGUCUUUCUAGACAGUGAGGAGGUCACUGCAAUGGUUCUUGCUUCAGUGACCUGGUGAUGUGUCUAUAAUAAAAAUGUAACCAACCAAUGACAAUGGACUGAAUGUAUAUUUAUAUAGUAAACGGGAUUUUAAAUUACGCGUGAAAAUAAAAAUGAUACUUAACCUUUAAUUUCUGCUUAGACUGACUUGGACUUUAAAUGCUCAUUUAAUGUAAUAAAACAUUUGAAUUAGCCAAA